CAGAAGGCGAGAAGGCGAGGUGGGGCAGGCGAGACCGGGAGAUCCCAGCGGCAGAUCUAACCCAGGAGGUGAGACAGACCCCCGCGACCGAGAGAAGCCGCAGCGUCCUGCCAGCUUCAGCAGAGAGGCGACCGGACGGGACGGGACGGGAUGGCUUCCGCGGCGCUGGAGCUGCUGGGCUUGGCGCUCUCCAUCUUCGGCUGGGCGGGCGCGAUGCUGGCGGCGGGCUUGCCCAUGUGGCAGGUCUCGGCCUUCGUGGAGGCCAACAUCGUGACGGCGCAGACCACCUGGGAGGGCCUGUGGAUGGCCUGCGUGGCGCACAGCACCGGCCACAUGCAGUGCAAAGUCUACGACUCCAUCCUGUCGCUGCCGGCCGAGCUGCAGACCGGCCGCACGCUGAUGGUGCUGGCGGCCCUGCUGGGGCUGGUGGCCCUGCUGGUGACGGUGGUGGGCGCCCAGUGCACCAACUGCGUGCGCGCCGGCCGGGUCAAGACCUGGAUCGCCGCCGUCGGGGGCGGCCUCUUCGCCUUCUGCGGCCUGCUGGUGCUCAUCCCCCCCAGCUGGUUCGCCAACAUCAUCAUCAGCAACUUCUACAACCCGACGACGCACUCGAAGCGGGAGCUGGGCGCCGCGCUCUACGUCGCCUGGGCCGCCUCGGCCCUCCUGUUCCUCGGCGGCGCGCUCAUCUUCUGCCCCUGCGCCGGCAAGGAGGAGAGCUCCGCCUUCCCCGUCAAAUACGCGGCCCCCCGGCGGCCCACCUCCACGGCCAACGGGGAGUACGACAAGAAGAACUACGUCUGAAGCGCCCUCGGGGGAAAGACUGUACCGGGUGGGGGGCGAGCGGAGCGGAGCCCGCGAGCAAAAGGUCGGGAGGCACCUGCCGGACUUCGGACAGGGCGG
Gekko japonicus is the source of this 900-nucleotide messenger RNA. RefSeq names its product claudin 5 (gene CLDN5). Gene Ontology annotation, cellular component: bicellular tight junction; plasma membrane. The transcript has a single exon. The record is from RefSeq and is a predicted model, not a curated record. Gene Ontology annotation, molecular function: structural molecule activity. Gene Ontology annotation, biological process: cell adhesion; bicellular tight junction assembly. The coding region runs from base 151 to 801 and encodes 216 amino acids. NCBI's taxonomy places the organism in Eukaryota, Metazoa, Chordata, Lepidosauria, Squamata, Gekkonidae.